Helianthus annuus (common sunflower) is the source of this 1233-nucleotide messenger RNA. RefSeq lists its product as uncharacterized. The record is from RefSeq and is a predicted model, not a curated record. The transcript is spliced from 2 exons. Gene Ontology annotation, molecular function: nucleotide binding. The coding region runs from base 44 to 1126 and encodes 360 amino acids. Lineage: Eukaryota; Viridiplantae; Streptophyta; Magnoliopsida; Asterales; Asteraceae.
CCCCCUCUCAACUACUCCACAUCAACUCACAACACCCAUAAAAAUGGCAGAAACCCAAAUUCGAUUUGGGAUUCUAGGAUGUGCUAACAUAGCCCACGGGGUAUCGCGGGCUAUGUUACUCUCCCCUAACACUACCAUAUCCGCCAUUGGCAGUCGCUCUCUUGAAAAAGCGGUCGCGUUUGCAUCAGAAAACCAUUUCCCGGAAUCUACCAAGGUUUAUGGUAGCUACGACGACGUAUUGGACGACCCUCAUGUUGAUGCAGUUUAUGUUCCUUUACCAACAAGCCUGCACUUGCGGUGGGCGGUUUUGGCAGCCGAGAAGAAGAAGCAUGUUUUGCUAGAGAAACCGGUGGCGCUUAACGUAGGCGAACUCGAUAAGAUACUUGCGGCUUGUGAUUCCAAUGGGGUGCAGUUCAUGGAUUGUACAAUGUGGAUGCAUCAUCCUCGGACAGCAAAGCUGAAGCAGCUCCUUUCUGAUGAACAAAGAUUCGGACAGCUCAAAUCGGUUCAUAGCGCGGUUACAUACUUAGCAGACGACGAUUUUCUAAAGAAUGAUAUUCGUGUAAACCCUAAUCUUGAUUCUCUUGGAGCUCUUGGAGACAUAGGAUGGUACUGCAUACGCGCCAUCCUAUGGGCUCAUGAUUACGAGCUUCCAAACACAGUUACCGCGUUUCGUAACCCUGAAUACCACGACUCAGGAGUCAUCUUGUCAUGUGGUGCGUCUUUAAACUGGAAAACAGAUGGGAAAGUCGCAACUUUUUGUUGUUCGUUCCUCUCUAACUUAUGCAUGGACAUAAUCGCGCUUGGAACCAAAGGAAACUUUCAUGUGCACGACUUUGUUAUACCGUUCAAUGAAAAAGUGGGAUCUUUUUAUGCGGUGGAUAAUUCAAAAUGGGCAGAACGAGCAGUUGGGUGUGGUCCUGAACCAGGUGUGUUUAAGAUAGCAACUGAUAUGCCCCAGGAAACGUUGAUGAUACAAGAAUUUGGUCGUUUGGUUGCAGGAAUUCGGAGUGGUGAGCCUAAAGAGAAUAAAUGGCCAAUCAUUAGUAGAAAGACCCAACUCGUCAUUGAUGCAGUUGUAGCUUCGAUUAAGAAUGAUUUUGUUCCUGUUAAAGUUGUUUACUAGAUGUCAUUUAUUUGCUUUUAGUUUGGUGUCUUAGCGUAUGUUAUAAACUGUUGGUUGGUGAAAGUAGUAUUUUGAAAUAAAAGAUCUUAAAUUGCCAUGUUUUUUCA